This is a messenger RNA of Pseudogymnoascus verrucosus, 2477 nucleotides long. RefSeq lists its product as uncharacterized. Gene Ontology annotation, cellular component: cytoplasm. Lineage: Eukaryota; Fungi; Ascomycota; Leotiomycetes; Thelebolales; Thelebolaceae. The record is from RefSeq and is a predicted model, not a curated record. The transcript is spliced from 2 exons. Gene Ontology annotation, biological process: proteolysis. Gene Ontology annotation, molecular function: metalloexopeptidase activity; dipeptidyl-peptidase activity. Bases 78 to 2477 code for a protein of 799 amino acids.
AACCAAACCAACCAAACCACUCCCUAAAAUGCAGGUGAGGAGUACAUGCACCUUCCUAUAAAAACCACACUUCGGCAAUGUACCGCUCCUCCCUGCCCCGCACUCUUAGCGGUGGUGCGACAGCAACACCCCGCGUCAGCCUCGCACUUCGUAAGCUCGUCGGUCUGGGUUCCCCGCCUACCCCUCUGUCGAGGAGCUUCGUCUAUCAGCACAGCAACAACUCCAGUUUGGAUACAAGGAAGUAUUAUUACUCUACGAAUAUAAAUACCACAUCAUCAUUACGACGAUUACGGCCGCGAACGACGCUGCUUGCUCUUAGCAUACAACAGACACGCCAGAAUCAUAUCGACACGAUGGACGCAGCCGAGCUGGCGAAUUAUCUGGCGGACUCGCCGCCGACGGUUGUGCCGUUGGAGAUUAAGAAGCAUUUUGAGGCUUUGACGGCGAGGCAGAAGAGAUAUGCUCAUUAUAUCUCCAAGGCCUCCUUCGCAGGCACACGCAUCAUCCUCCGCCAAGUCUCCCCCGAAAGCGAAUCCAUCUACGACUUCAUCCUCUCUCUCUACCGCGCCAGCGCUGGCGACUGGUCCGCGUACGCCACCAAGGCCGGAGUGAGCGCCCAAGACCUCCAGUACUUCCUCGAGUACGCCGCGCAGUUCCUCGGGAAUAGCGGGAACUACAAGGGAUUCGGGGACGCGAAGUUCAUCCCCCGGGCGCCGGAGGAGGCGUUUGCGAAGCUAGCGGCGCAGGAUGAGACGGCUAAGAAGCAUUAUGAGGCGACGAGGGGGGGGAUCUUUGCGACGGAGAGGCAGGAUUUGAUGCACCUUGGCUUUACGGAGGAGGGGCAUAUGACAACUUAUUAUCCCGAUAGUCCUUCGAUUACGAAGGUGGAGAUUGAGGCGGUGAGUGCGUGGAUGGUUGGUGUGGGGUUACUGCCUGAGAAUACGCGGUUGAGGAAGAAUGAGGCGGGGGAGUUUGAGAUCUUGAUCGCGUCGGCUGUUACGGAGGUCCCUGCUGAGGGUGGGGAUAUCGGGAAGGAGACGCAGUUUGUGGUUAAGGAGGGGCUACUGGAAGGGAAGACGAUUAAACUCGUGUAUGGCGACCAUGCGAAGGAGAUGGCUGCCAUUGCGGGGUGGCAUGCUAAGGCGGCUGAGGAGGCGGAGAAUGAGAAUCAGAAGCUGAUGCAGCUUGCGUAUGUUAAGUCGUUUGAGACCGGCUCGCUGCUGGCGUUUAAAGAUUCGCAGAGGUUUUGGAUCCGCGAUAAGGGGCCGAUGGUUGAGAGUGAUGUUGGGUUCGUGGAGACGUACCGUGACCCCCACGGCGUGCGUGGUGAGUGGGAAGGUUUCGCAGCGACGGUGAACCUUGAGCGCACCGCCGCCUUCACGGGGCUAGUCGCCAGCGCUGAGACGGAAAUCCCUAAACUCCCGUGGGGUCCUACAUUCGAGAAAGACACCUUCCUCAGCCCCGACUUCACGAGUCUCGAGGUCCUCGCCUUUGCAUCCUCCGGUAUCCCAGCGGGUAUCAACAUUCCCAACUAUGACGACAUCCGACAAACCGAGGGAUUCAAAAACGUCUCAUUAGGUAACGUCCUCAGUGCCGUUGCACCGCACGAGAAGAUCCCCUUCAUCCGCCCGGAAGACCUGGCGCUGUACGAGAAAUACCGUGGACAGGCGUUUGAGGUGCAAGUUGGCGUGCAUGAGCUCCUCGGUCACGGAACCGGGAAACUCCUCCAGGAGACUGCGCCGGGGCAGUUUAACUUUGACCGCGCGAACCCGCCUGUGUCGCCUAUCACCGGGAAGGCAAUCGAGAGCUACUACAAGCCCGGCGCCACCUUCGGCGGGGUCUUCGGGGCGAUCGCGUCGAGUUACGAGGAGUGUCGCGCGGAGUGCGUGGCGAUGGCUUUGGGGUGCGAGUUUAGCGUGCUUAAAGUGUUUGGAUUCGGCAGUGGGGAGGUGGACAUGGAUGGUGAGGCCGGUGACGUGCUAUACGUGAGCUACCUCAGCAUGGCGCGUGCGGGCAUCGCGUCGUUGGAGAUGUGGGAUCCUAAGAGCAGGAAGUGGGGUCAGGCGCAUAGUCAGGCGCGUUUCAGCAUCCUUAAGUGCUUCCUUGAAGCUGGUGAUGGGUUCUGCGAGCUUGCGUAUAAGGAGGGUGGAGAUAUGAGUGAUUUGGCGGUUAAGAUUGAUCGCUCUAAGAUCCUGACUGUAGGGCGUAAGGCGGUGGAGGAGUACCUGCUGAAACUGCACAUCUUCAAGUCCACCGCCGAUGUGGUGGCGGGGACGGAGUUGUAUGAGAGGAUGACGAGGGUGGAGGAGGGGUUCUGGGCGGAGAAGGUUAGGGGACAGGUGAUCAAGCAGAAGCAGCCGAGGAAGGUGUUUGUGCAGGCUAAUACGGAGCUGGGAGAGGAUGGGGAGGUGGCGAUUAAGGUGCAGGAGACGAGUUUGGAGGGGAUGGUGGCGAGUUUUGCGGAGAGGGGGAAUUAG